AUCGGCUAAGUCUCUUUAUACUCUCGACAUAGGCGCGGCGGGUAUGUUUAACACCCAUUUCACGCCUUGCGUACCGGUCAUAUCCCACCGAGAUAAGCUAUACCUUCGAUAUGGGACUUGUCUGGCUCGCCGAUAUACCGCAAGGUAGACGACGCAGUAGGGCAUUGAGAGCAUGUGCCCACUGUCAGAGGAAAAAGAAACGAUGCCGUCAUCUUGCCACAGAGGAUGUUGCACGGUUCCUGAGGCAAUCGCUUCUUGAUACCAAUUCAUCUACAACGGUAACAACGGCCCGGACAACAUCUACCACUCCGAUCAUCCACAAGAGCUCACGCACAGAACGCUUUGUCGGAGAUUUGAACCCAGAAGCCGCAAUACGCGAGAAACUAGACUUCGCCAACGGAAUCCAGCUGCGAGACCGAAUUGGCCUCUGGGUCAGUUCUCCUAUUGUUCAAACUCGUGAAGAGCAUAUAUCUCACUCUGAAUCUACUCGGGCCCAUGAUGCUCCCAGCCACCACGGCCUCGGAUCGCAAUUGGUUGCUUCUUUAUUACACCAGCAGUCUGAAUUUGCAUUCAAGACCUGUGAGCGCUUGCCCAGUUCGACGCGGAAUCAUCUUCUAUCCAUCUAUUUCACUAAACUCAAUCAUAUAUUGCCCCUUGUCGACCCAGAUUCUUUGCUUUCACCUCACGCCGGAGAUUUGAUAUCUGUGUUUCUAGAACGUGCAGUAUGUCUCGUAGCAGCAAAAGAUCGCGCAGCUGAACCUUAUCUACGCCUAUGUGAAGAAGGUCAGGUUAUGACGUCCCAUCAAUUCUGCUCUGAGAUAUACGGUGAACUUGUGGUUGCCAUGAAUGUCGGCUUGGAAGCCGACAGGAUCACCCGCAUCCGUAUUUUGGCGCUCAUGUCUCUGCACUACGAAGGCUAUGAAGGUGCCGAAUUGGCCUCAAUGCAUCUUUGCCAGGCGGUUCACCAGGCUCAGACAGUGGGCCUUCAUCUUCAUCGUCCUGGUCGGAGAUCGGAAGAUUCUCUAUCAAGUCUCUUUUGGUGCUUAUGGACUUUGGACAGAAUGCAUGCCUGCUUAGGCGGCCGCCCCGUUCUUAUGUCUGAACGUGACAUCGGAAUUGCAAAACCUCGGGUUGAUCAUUUUGCGACAAAAUCGGCUUUCGACAUAUCUUCGGAUCACACGGUUGGAUGGGAAGCAGAUUUCCCCACGUUCGAGAGCAUCACCGGAGAUCGGUGUUCCGACUUGGAUUUUGCCACUUUAGGUUUUCUAGAGCUGUAUUACCAUGCUGUUUGCAUCCUUGCUUGCAGAUACAGGUUAUCUCAUCCUGCAGAUUUUUCGAAACCUUCGUAUGUUCGUCAGGGUCUUGCCGCAGUCCGUAUUCAUUCCAUUGUGGCCACGGAAUGCUCCGGAGGGUUACCACCGCUGCCCAUUAUUCCUUAUGCCUUAACGCUAUCUAUGGGUGUUUCGUACCAGCAAUUUCGCUCAAGCAAACUCAUUACUCACCUCGAUCGAGCCAGGGCCGGCCUAGAAGCCUGCUGUGUCCUGCUCGAGAGAAUAAGUGCCUAUUGGUCUACCGCAGAGGCGAUGGCCCGACUGGGACGAAAGGCACUUCAUCAGAUCGACGUUGGGAAUCCUAAAUACCAGCUGCACGAUCAUGAAAAUGAGCAACCCUUAGACCAUCCGAGCGUCUGCACUCCGCGGUUUUCAGAAGAGACCAUGCCAGUCUUGUUGCCAUCUUCCUCUAACGCUGGGCAAGGCAUACAUACGGAUAUCUUGUUGCCAAUGUACACACAAGCGCAGCCAACGCCCAAUGCUUUGGGGGUACAAAAUACCAGCAGCUCCGAUCAUGAGUGCGGCCGAUUCGCUGACAUAGACUUCUUAUUCGGAGAGUUCCUCGACCUUUCUCUUCCCACUAAUUUUUUGGAUCCUGUUUUUCUAAGCCCGGAACAGCCAGAAGCAUGACACUGCGCGGCAACAGAGCAUUGACUCGGCGAUCACAGUCCAUUAAAAAUGACUGCGUGAAAAGGCUGUUGUUCUCGGGGUUCCAGGCUUGGCAUUAUAAAACCCACUUAUCCACUAACCAGGCACGCCUUUCAACAUGCAGAAGUAUUCUCGUUAGCGAAUUGCCGAUCGUCAUCAGUGUGGAAGACCGAGCACUAGUGCCGUUUCAGUGAUAAGGACGCAGCUUGUACUGUACCAACAUCCCUAGGAUUGCGUUCCAUAGGUGACAAUUGGCAACCGAUGGUGAAGACUGGGAUCCGGUAGCAGCCGUGCCAACUCAGGAAGUAUAUGCAUGGUAUGCAUGCACACAUCUCAUGAUUGCAGGUCUGGGUGUUGGAAUCAUAGUAGUGAAUCAAUAACUUACCACAUGGUCUGUGUCCGUGAGUCUCAAGUCUAGACCUCAUCCCGCGCCCCUUUUCGCCUUUACACACUAGAGCCUGGAGAAG
Messenger RNA from Aspergillus japonicus CBS 114.51, 2446 nucleotides. RefSeq names its product transcription factor domain-containing protein. Gene Ontology annotation, molecular function: zinc ion binding; DNA binding. Bases 111 to 1961 code for a protein of 616 amino acids. The record is from RefSeq and is a predicted model, not a curated record. Gene Ontology annotation, biological process: DNA-templated transcription. Lineage: Eukaryota; Fungi; Ascomycota; Eurotiomycetes; Eurotiales; Aspergillaceae. The transcript has 6 exons.